AUGGGUUCUAAAGAAGUUGAAUUGAAGUAUAUACGAGAAUCUGGACAAUUAUAUUUCCAAAAAAUAAAGAUUCUACAAAGAAUAUUUUUAAUCUCAUCUUUUAACAGAGGUAAAGUUUCUUUCUAUUCUUAGACUUCAAAAUAUUAUAUGAAUGAAAUAGAUGAUAAAUUAAAUUUAACUACUACAGAGUUUAUAAAUUGGGCAAAUUCCACUUUCAAAUUGGAAUAGGAUAUGUGUUUGGAAUGCUAUCCAAUUAGUUAUUAAGCAUUAAAAAAUAAAUUAAAAAUGAUACUAGUCAAUAAUCAAGCAGCUAGAUUAAUCGAUUCGCCUACAGGACUAGGUUAUAUGUUAAAAUAUGACUAGACUGAUGAAUUAAAAUUAUUAUUCAAAUUCCUAAUUCAAAAUAAGGAAUGCAUAAUUUAUAUAUCCAAAUAUUUUGAAUAAAAAGGAUAGCUUAUAAAUAAUUCAUUUGAAAAUUAAGAAUAAAUAGAAUAAUAAAAAAGUAAUUAUUUAAAUUUAUUUAAUUUUUAGAUGAAGCUGAACUCUAUUUCACGAAUAUAUUAUUAUUAAUGGAAAAAGCUUAAGAUAUUUUUUUAAAUUAAUUGGAAAAAGAACCCGAUGUUUAAAGAUUAUACAAAGAAGCAUUAAUGUAUUUGGUAAAUAAACAUGAAAAAUCUCCAAAAUUGUUAGCCAUAUAUAUUGAUAUCAUUAUAAGAAGAGAGAAAGGAGGAAUGGAAAUAGAAAGUGAUAAAAGGUUGACCUAAAUUGUUUCUCUCUUUAAAUUACUUUAUCAACGAGAUAUUUUUUUUAACCAUUAUUACAAACUAUUAUCCAAAAGAUUGCUCAAUCAAUAGAUUUAAAAUCUCUAUUUAGAGAAGUAACUUAUUUAAAAAUUCAAAGGUGAAGUUGGUACAAAUGUUCUGUAAUAUUUUUAAUUAUUCUUAGAACAAAAUUAUCUACCAUGAUUUAAGAUAUUGAAUUAUCAAAUAGAUUUAACAUUGAUUAAUCAAUCAGCAAAAAUAUGCAAUUUGACUUAAAUGUGGUUUUGCUUACUGAUGGGUGUUGGCCUAUUACUAAUAUUUAAGAUAAUAUCAUUAGGCCACUUAAAAUUUAGAAUAUUUUGGAGUUUAGAUUUACUUAUUGUUUUUUAGGAAUUACGAAAAAAUUUUUGAAGAUCAAAACAAAGGAAGAAUACUAGAAUGGUACUUUAAUUUGGGACAGGGAGAAUUGAUAUAUAAAAUGUAAACAGAAAAAUACUUCUUGAAUGUGAAUACAUGUAAAUGAUUGCUUUCCUUUAAUUCAAUAAAGCAGAUUCAUUCUCUAUCAAAUAAAUCUUAGAUAUGACUAAUAUUGAGAAGUAAAUUUUAGAAAAUUCAUUGAUCCCUUUUGUUUGUAUGAAGAUAAUAACGAGAGAAAAAUAGGACAUUGAAGAUUUUUCAGAUGAAAAUGAAGUUCUAAAAUUAAACAUGAGUUUCACAAAAAGGNUUUUAAUAAUAACUAAUAUUAGAUGGAGAUUAUGA
Messenger RNA from Paramecium primaurelia, 1520 nucleotides. NCBI's taxonomy places the organism in Eukaryota, Ciliophora, Oligohymenophorea, Peniculida, Parameciidae. The record is from the annotation of a GenBank genome assembly.